Messenger RNA from Hemiscyllium ocellatum (epaulette shark), 2463 nucleotides. It is a transcript of the gene hspbp1, whose product is annotated as HSPA (heat shock 70kDa) binding protein, cytoplasmic cochaperone 1. The transcript is spliced from 8 exons. Gene Ontology annotation, molecular function: protein binding. NCBI's taxonomy places the organism in Eukaryota, Metazoa, Chordata, Chondrichthyes, Orectolobiformes, Hemiscylliidae. The record is from RefSeq and is a predicted model, not a curated record. The coding region runs from base 161 to 1138 and encodes 325 amino acids.
GAUGGUGGCGCCCAUUGGGCUGAAUGCGCUGGAAGAAUCUGGAAAGGUGGAGAAGCUUCGGUCGCGGUAGGGAGUGGCCGCACGGCCGGGAACGCUGACCGGGCCAAGAGGUCGUGUUGGGAGGGGGGGGGAAGAGAUUGGGAUUGAGGCUUUUUUAAAAAUGGCGGACGGUGGACCUGAGAGAAACAGGCAACAUCCCAACAAUCUGCAGGGGCUGCUAAGGCUUGCCGUGGAAGCUGGGUCAGUGGGGGAUACAGCUCCUGAAUUGCAUCCCAUGCCAGAGGAACGAAGACAGUGGCUGCAGGAUGCACUAUCGGAUGUGUUUAAUGGACACCUUGAUGAACUGAAACAGAUCAAGGAUUGUCUUCAAAUUUUGAGUGAUGCUUCUGAAGAUGACCUGAACGAGGAUGGAAGGAGGAGCAAUGCCCUCGAUACCGUGGCUGAUCUGUGUGAAAACCUAGACAAUGCAGGAGAUUUCUGUAAGCUGGGUGGCAUGCAGAUUGUGGUCCAGAACUUCCUGGAAUGCCCGGACCCGGAGCUCCGAUGGCGAGCGGCGCACCUCAUUGGCACCUGUAGCCAGAAUAACCCCUUUGUCCAGGAGCACGUGUUGAACCUGGGCACCAUGUCCAAACUUCUGGAGCUUCUGAACAGUGACAGCAAUGACAUGGUGCGAAUCAAGGCCCUCUUUGCUGUAUCCUGUUUGGUGCGUGAGCAGGCGGCUGGUUUACUGGAGUUUGUCGACCGCGAUGGUUUCUCCGUGCUGAUGAGAGCCAUGCAGAGCGGCAUUGAGAAGUUGAAGGUGAAAGCUGCAUUCCUGCUGCAGAACCUGCUCAUCAGCAACCCUGAGCACAAAGAUGUUCUCUGCUCAAUGGGGAUGGUACAGCAAUUAGUGGCACUCAUACAGACAGAACAUGAUUCCUUUCAUGAGCAUGUUCUGGGUGCACUUUGCAGCCUUGUGACAGACUUUCCUCGUGGCGUGAGGCAGUGCCAAGAACUGGAACUGGGUCUGGAGGACAUUCUGCUUGAGAGAUCACAGAUGCUGAAAGAUCAAGAAGAAUUUCGGGAAGAGUUGGAGUUCUGCGAGCAUCUCCUGCAAACUUGCUUCAGCCAGCCAGAGGAGCAUGGGAUGGAUCGGUGAUGUGCCACAGCCCGUUUCCUACUGCUGCUGCACUGUCAGAGAAAAGUGCUUUGAUUUUUCAAAUGGCUUCCCACCAUUGGAAUCUGUAAAGACUCCAAAGCCUAGAGUGUUUUGAAUGAGCCUACAUAUUACACGUAUUUAAAAAUGUGGACUGUUUAAAAAACUUUUUAUUUGAUCUUUUAAUGUCGGUUCCAGGUAGAAAUGUACAAAACUCCCAAAAGGAGCUUUUCCCGGUUACCCUUUAUAAUGAAUUCCUGUUCGGCGUUCAAUUUGUUUCCAACCACCCUAAUUUUCCUUUAGUCAACUGUAGGAUAAAUACAGUCAGCAAGUUGUGAUUGGUGUUACUUAUACUUUGUCACUUGCUGUCUAAAACCUUUAGCUGCAAAUGUUUUAUUUCAGGUAUUAAGUUGCUGACAGACUGCUAGAUAGAGACUGUCCUCAGUUAUGUUGUGUACAGUUGCUGGCCUGAUAGUACCAAGAGCCACUCUUGUGGUGCUGUAGUAGUGUCCCUACUCCUGGACCAGGAAGCCUGGGUUCAAGUCCCAGAGAUACAUGAAUAAGUUGAUUUAAAAAGUACCUUUAGUGCAGCAAUGAAAAGACACAGUUGCAAUUUGCAUCAGUUACCCCUCUCUAGCCUCUGCUUGGCAGCUUUCCUGCAGCCAGCCCAGGGACGCACGAUUUGCUUCUGACUGUCUGUCUGUCUGUCUGUCUGUCUGUGUUCUCGGGCUGCUGUGACGCACAAACCCAGACAAGUGACUUCAAUCUGGUGAAGUUGCAGAGAACGCUACCCUAGUCUCUGAUCUCGGGACACCUUUCCCCACACACUGGUCUAUAAUUUGAAGUGCUCGCUUUAGCAGUUCAAAUGAAAACAUUAGUUGAAUUUUAAGCAGCGAGGGGCAUUUUUAAACUGUCAUCUAAUGCAAGCAUUUUAAGUUACCUCCUUAGUCUGGAAACAUUAAUCAAGCACUGUGUGCAGAAUGACAGGGGUGUGAUUCAUUAGUGUGUUGAUGACCACAAGGGUUGCUGACUCUGACUAGGCUGUGAGUUAAUGCUUAACCUGCAGCUCGAAGGAUUAGCUGCAGCUCUGCUGAGAGCCUUACGUGUCUCCAGCUGUCAGGUGGCCUCUGUGCAUCUUCCAGGAUCUACACGAUGCCCAAUGUGUUACUGAUCACUCCACAGUUCAGUCAAGCAAUGUUGUAUGUUGAUUUAAAAACUGAAGCAAAGAUAUGACUGUAGUAACCCAGCUGUAUUUGAAGUCUUUAUUUUGUUUUUCUGCAAAACGUUAUGAUUCAGUUUCUGUGAAAAAAAUAUACUUUUUGAAUACA